This is a messenger RNA of Pieris macdunnoughi, 555 nucleotides long. The record is from the annotation of a GenBank genome assembly. Lineage: Eukaryota; Metazoa; Arthropoda; Insecta; Lepidoptera; Pieridae.
AUGAAGAGCAAACUCAAAGAGCCUACGAAAAGUACAAAUACGAAUUUAGCCGACCCUAACACAAAUGAAAUUGCAGUUUCAAGCUCGUCCAGUUUGACUGUCCAUCAAAACACAAAAUCUGUAACCCAUCCAAACUCGAAAAUAACUGUUUUGCAAGAUAUAUCUUUAGCACCAAAUGAAAAAGUGUCUCUUGAAGAUAUUUUUUUUGGACAAAAACCUGUUCAACUAAGAGAAAUUACUUUAAAAGCUUUAAAAAAUGAAACAAAUAGAAAAAUUAAAUGCGAAAUCAAACAAACAAAACCAAGACAGAAGAAACAGAACAAACAAAUUGAAGAUAACUUGUCUACCGAUAGUGAAUUUAGUCUUCAUGAUUCAGAUACAGAUGUUGACGACUUCAAAACGUAUAUUGUAAUGUACUUAAAAGAUAAAGUUUCAGAGGAAGAAAUAGAAAAUAUGUCAUUUGGAUUUACCGACAUCCAGUAUUAUGAAGAAAAAUCCCACAAAUUUACAGAACAGGACUGGGUACUGGUUAAAUUUUCGGCAAAAAAAGCCUGA